Molecule: messenger RNA, 1188 nt
Organism: Tyto alba (common barn owl)
Lineage: Eukaryota; Metazoa; Chordata; Aves; Strigiformes; Tytonidae
Gene: CAPNS1
Product: calpain small subunit 1
Exons: 11
Coding region: 398-1030 (210 amino acids)
Molecular function (GO): calcium ion binding
Source: RefSeq, a predicted model, not a curated record
CCUCGGCGCUAGGCCCCGCCCCCUCGGCGCUAGGCCCCGCCCCCGCAGGGCGCUCCCGGCCGCCCGGGUCCCGCAGUCGCUCCUCAGCCGCCGCCGCCGCGCCCGCAGCCUCUCCCAGUGCUCCCAGUACCCUCCAGUGCCCCCCAAGGGCCCUCCCUGUACCCCCCCAGUCCCCCCCAAGGGCCCUCCCUGUACCCCACCAGUACCCCACCAGUACCCCCCAGCGCUCCCAGUGCCCCCUCUUUGCGGGGACCAUGUUCCUGGUGAAGGGGCUGCUGGGGGGGGGCGGGGGCGGGGGGGGGCGGGGGGGGGCUCCCCGGGGGCAUCGGCUCGGUGCUGGGGGGACUGCUGAGCGGAGGGGGUGCGGGGGGGGCGCGGGGGGGGCGCCGGGGGGGCCAUGGGGGUCCUGGGGGGCGUCAUCAGCGCCAUCAGCGAAGCGGCCGCCCAUUAUAACCCUGAGCCCCCACCCCCCCGCACCCACAUCUCCACGGUGGAUGCCAACGAGAGCGAGGAGGUGCGGCAGUUCCGGCGGCUCUUCGCCCAGCUCGCCGGGGAUGACAUGGAGGUGAGUCCCACCGAGCUCAUGAACAUCCUCAACAAAGUCGUCACCCGGCAUCCUGACCUGAAGACGGACGGCUUUGGCCUCGACACCUGCCGCAGCAUGGUGGCUGUGAUGGACAGCGACACGACGGGGAAACUCGGCUUCGAGGAGUUCAAGUACCUGUGGAAUAACAUCAAGAAGUGGCAGUGUAUUUACAAGCAGUUUGACACCGACUGCUCGGGGACUAUCGGGGCGCAGGAGCUGCCGGGGGCCUUCGAGGCCGCAGGUUUCCGCCUGCCCCCCCCACUUUGGGGGGUGCUGGGCCGUCGCUAUGGCGACGAGGGGGGGAGCCUCGAUUUCGACAACUUCAUCAGCUGCCUCGUGCGCCUCGACGCCAUGUUCCGUGCCUUCAAGUCGCUGGACCGGGAUGGGAGCGGACAAAUCCGCGUCAGCCUCCAGGAGUGGCUGCAGCUCACCAUGUACUCCUGAGGUGCCCGUGCUUUGGGGGGGGGCACCCAGACCCUCCCCCCCCCACACCCACAUCUGCUCCCCCCCCGCACCCACAUCUGCUCCCCCCCACUGUGCCAUGGGGGGCCCGCCCCCCCCCAGUCUGCUCCCCCUCCCCCAGUAAAGCUCAGCCAGCCCCA